UCAAAGCUCCACCGCCGACCAACACAAAUUCUCCGGCGAAGUUCACCUCUAUUCUCUUUUAUCAAUGGAUUAUCCUCCCGACUCCUUCAAUCCAAACAAACGUCUCAAAGAAGAGUUUGUGAGCGAUUUGAGCGGAUCGUCAAUGAUGGAGAUUGCCGCGCUUACCACAAUAAUCCUUAUUCUGUUACUUCUGCGGCACAACAUUGGCUCUCAUCGUGUUGUUGAUGUGGCAUCAAAGAAAAAUGAUGAUGCAGUAGUUGGUUCUAAGGGAUGGGCGGCUUACAUGGCUUCAUUGUCUCUUGGAUUUCUUCUCAUUAUACUUCCUAUCGUUUUAGUUUACACUGUUUGGUUCUUAUUCUACUUUGAAGGAGGAUCCUUAUUCUAUAAGGCAAAAUAUGUUGUCUUACAGAGUCGCUACGUAAUUGCUGCAGAUGAUCAUCACAUGCUUUUGUAUCUUGGCUGUUGACUUCAGAAUAUUCCCUAGAAGAUAUGCCAAGACUGAGACUUAUGGUACUGGCUGGGUCAUGGAAGACUGCUAUUCAAUCUGCUAGUCCACUAAUCAUCCUUGGGUUUGUCCAUCUUCUGUCUACGACAGGCGUGGACUAUCAGGUUCAUGUGGCUGAAUAUGGAGUGCAUUGGAAUUUCUUUUUCACACUUUCUGGGGUAUCAAUUCUUACAUCCAUAAUUAAUGUUCCCGCACAGUAUUCUGGCAUUCUUGGUUCAUUAAUUCUAGUAGGU
This is a messenger RNA of Pyrus x bretschneideri (Chinese white pear), 738 nucleotides long. RefSeq lists its product as uncharacterized. The transcript has 8 exons. The record is from RefSeq and is a predicted model, not a curated record. The coding region runs from base 65 to 466 and encodes 133 amino acids. Lineage: Eukaryota; Viridiplantae; Streptophyta; Magnoliopsida; Rosales; Rosaceae.